AAUAAAUAGAGCCAUAUAAAAGUUAACCAUAACAAAUAUAAUUACUUAGUACUAAUUAUUUAAUUAUUUAAUUAUAGCUAGCAAUGGAAGCGACAUUAUUACCUAAUCCCAAAGAUACCAAUGCGACAAUAUUGUUGAUGGGAUUAAGAAGAGGAGGUAAAUCUUCUAUAUGUAAGGUAGUGUUUCAUAAUAUGCAACCAUUAGAUACCUUAUAUUUAGAAAGUACUUCAAAACCAACUACUGAACAAUUCUCUUCAUUAAUAGAUUUAUCAGUAAUGGAAUUACCAGGUCAGUUAAAUUAUUUCGAACCAAAUUAUGAUUCUGAAAGAUUAUUUUCCAGUAUAGGUGCACUUGUAUAUGUUAUUGAUUCUCAAGAUGAAUAUUUAAAUGCAUUAACUAAUUUAUCUAUGAUUAUUGAAUUUGCUUAUAAAGUAAAUCCAAAGAUUAAUAUUGAAGUAUUAAUUCAUAAAAUUGAUGGAUUAUCUGAAGAUUAUAGAAUGGAUGCUCAAAGAGAUAUAAUGCAAAGAACUGGUGAUGAAUUACUAGAUCUUGGAUUAGAAGGUGUACAAGUAUCAUUUUAUCUUACAUCAAUUUUUGAUCAUUCUAUUUAUGAAGCAUUUUCAAGAAUUGUUCAAAAAUUAAUUCCAGAAUUACCAUCAUUAGAAAAUAUGUUGGAUAAUUUAGUUCAACAUUCAUCAAUUGAUAAAGUAUUUUUAUUUGAUGUUAAUUCUAAAAUUUAUGUAGCAACUGAUUCAUCCCCGGUGGAUAUACAAACUUAUGAAGUAUGUGCAGAAUUUAUUGAUAUAACUAUAGAUCUUGAUGAUUUAUAUGUAGAAAAUGAUGGAAAUGGAGAGAAUAAACCUCGAGAAUUAAGAUCAGUUAGUCAUUUAUCACUGGGUUCUAUACUAUAUUUAAAACAAAUGAUUAGAGGUUUAGCAUUAGUUGCAUUAAUUAAGAAUGAAGAUUCAAAUGAUAAUAAAUCUAUUCAAUCAAGUGCUAGUCAAGAUAAGACAUUAACUAUUAUAGAUUAUAAUAUUAAUCUAUUUAAAAAAUCUUUAAUGAGAAUGUGGGAACAUUCAAGAUUUGUACCUGUUGAUGGUUUAAAUACUGAAGAAACUUUAUCAAUAGGUAAAGGUAUAACUAAGAAUAUAUAGAUAGGAAAUAAUAUAUUUAUCUUGUAAAUUAUUAAUAUACUACUAGAAUUUAAUAAAU
This is a messenger RNA of Scheffersomyces amazonensis, 1212 nucleotides long. RefSeq lists its product as uncharacterized. The record is from RefSeq and is a predicted model, not a curated record. Gene Ontology annotation, molecular function: GTP binding; GTPase activity. Gene Ontology annotation, cellular component: nucleus; Gtr1-Gtr2 GTPase complex; fungal-type vacuole membrane. NCBI's taxonomy places the organism in Eukaryota, Fungi, Ascomycota, Pichiomycetes, Serinales, Debaryomycetaceae. The coding region runs from base 84 to 1154 and encodes 356 amino acids. Gene Ontology annotation, biological process: cellular response to starvation; negative regulation of autophagy. The transcript has a single exon.